Pichia membranifaciens NRRL Y-2026 is the source of this 4114-nucleotide messenger RNA. RefSeq lists its product as hypothetical. The transcript has a single exon. The record is from RefSeq and is a predicted model, not a curated record. Gene Ontology annotation, molecular function: chromatin binding. Gene Ontology annotation, cellular component: chromatin; cohesin complex; nucleus. Lineage: Eukaryota; Fungi; Ascomycota; Pichiomycetes; Pichiales; Pichiaceae. Gene Ontology annotation, biological process: sister chromatid cohesion. The coding region runs from base 65 to 3943 and encodes 1292 amino acids.
CUUGGCUGUCGUAAAAACUUCAUUAUUUCCAGCAAAAGGCAAUCCACCACUUCAAAAAUAAACAAUGCUGUCCGGCUCUUCCAGAUUGAGGCGUCCUCGUAAUUCCUCCACGAGAGCAAAGGCAAAGAGUACCGACGCGUUAACAAUUCUAGACAAAAAUGUUAACUACAGCAAACGGAGCAACAAAGGUGACAAGGCAAACAGCGGAGGAACAGGGAAACGACGUCCCGCUACUUAUGACUCGGAUAUCGAUGAAGAAAGUGAGAAUAACGAGUCGAAUGAUGAUGAUGCAGAUGAAGAUGAAAUGCUAGACGAUGAUAAUGAUGAUAAUGAUAACAGUGGCGACGAUAUUAAUGACGACGAAGAAGACGAAGAUAGUUAUGUUCCUAAUAGGAAACAAAAUAAGAGACGGAAGGGGAGUGCCAAGACGUCAAACCGAAGUGGAAGAAGUAAUCGCUAUGCUUCUGCUAAAAGCAAAUCACUUGUUUCUAAUAUUGACGACGUUGAAAAUUACACAGAGAAUCCUUUAUUUGAAUCAUUGAGUAAUGGUGACUAUUCUCCUGCUGAUCUAGCCCAGUCUUGGAUUGAUGAUUUUGUAGCAUUGGACAUGAACACCAAAUUUGAUGCUUUGAAAGACUUUUUGAACUUUAUCCUCCGAUGCUCAGGAUGUAUUGUUCAGUUCAACCGCCAUGAUGUUACAAAUACAGAGAGUGCCAAAGAUACCGUGAAUGAGCUACAAACUCUUUUUGCCAGACAAAAAUAUCAUGAGUUUCCUAUGAUGUAUGCUCCUGCAGGAGGCAACAAAGAUUGGAAGGAGUUCCCGGAUAAUGCAGUAGCCUUUAUCUCGCAAAUUAUUGUUAUUGCAGGGGAAACCGGAUCUCUUUACGAAGAAGAAGAUCAAUUUGUUGAGUUGCUGUUGGAAUGGAUUAGUGCGAUGUCUACUUCUAAUAUAAGGGCUUUGAGAUACGUUUCUACUCUUUUUGGCUUGACAAUACAAUCGGUAUUAUGUAAAUUAUCAGUCAACAUUUCGAAGUUCAUAGAUAAGUUCUUGAGACAGUUGAAAAAGGAAAAUGAUAGUUUGAAAUCUUUAGUCGAAAACCCAAAGAGCUCAAACAGACAAUUGAAAAGGCAAGUAGACUCUGCAAAUGAAAGAAUAAAAGUUAUUGAAGAUAACCUGGAAAUGUAUAAAAAGCAGAAGAAGUCUAUUGAUGGCUAUAUCACUGAUUUUUUCAACACACUUUUUGUUCACAGAUAUAGAGACACAGCACCUGAAAUUAGGUCCAAAUGUGUCAACUAUCUGGGUGAGUGGAUGGAAGACUAUCCUGAGCUAUUUUUUGAAAGUACUUACUUGAGAUAUCUUGGGUGGCUUUUGACUGACCAGGAUUCGACAAUCAGAUCUGAAGUUUUCAAAGUUUUGAUUAAGUUAUACAAAAAGCGCUCAACAGUGACAGCACUACGUCAGUUCACAUCUUAUUUCAAAAACAAGCUUAUUGAAAUUGUCAUCUACGAAACAGAUUUCAGUGCAAGAUUGAAUUGCUUGCAACUUUUGAACGAGAUUAUUGAAAAAGGUUACUUAAAUGACGAUGAUAUCAUCUGUUUAACAAGUUUAAUUUUUGUUGAUGACGAAGAUUUGAUUUAUCCGUUUCAAGGAUCCAAGUUGAACCCUGGGAAAUUUAUGAAAGAGCUAGCAAUAUUUGUCUCCAAAGUAGAACAUUUGAAUAACACAGAAAUCCUAGAGCGAGAUGAAAAGGAGCUGGAAACAAUCAAUGAAUCUCUACCUUUUGAUUGCAAAAGAAUUUUGAAAAUCAAGACUUUGCUGACCAUUUUAUCUGACUCCUACGAAUACUAUUUAACUAGAUAUUCUACUUCCGGUAUUAAAAAGAAAAUAGAAAACUCCAAGAUUGAAAAGUUUUCUAACAUUUUUCAAUACCUUUAUCACUUGAGGACAUACAAUGAGAACAACGAAAUUUUUGAACUGCUAUUGACAUACACUAAUUUUGAUUUCUCGGCUUAUGCUAUUUCCGAAGAAAUCAAAGAGAACUUCGAAUUGGAUUCCAAAUUGCAAACUCUAUUACUAAGUCUGAUCAAUGGUGCCACAAUGAUAUAUUCUCAAGGUGCCGAAAACAGAUUUCACAAAGCCCUUUUUCCAAAUUUUACCAGAAAGAAAAAUUCCCUAGCUAAUUCAGACAAGGACAGCAAUUAUUAUGUACUGAAGCUUUUAUCGAAAUUACCUGAUAUCUGCUAUUAUUUCCAUGAUGACAUCGAGAAAAUUUCGAUUCUUGUUCAUCUGACAAGUAGUCUACUGAAAUAUAAACCUGUUGAGGUGACCAACAAAGGGUUAAUCGAGACAAUAAGUCAGUUUUUCAGAUUUUUUCUUGUUAUCAAUUUUCCACUUGCGACAAAAGAUGACCAAGAUUCAAAGUAUUAUGAUUCUAUCACUCAUCAGUAUAUAUCCUUCUUCAAACUGGUGAAGACUGAAGAACUAGAUCUGAUAUCUCAGCUCGACUCGAUUUUAACUGAAGUGAACAUGACGCUCCAAUCUAAGGUAAUAAUGAAGUCAUCGACUAUUAUAGAGAACUUGAACAAACUCUAUAUUCUUUGCUACUGCCCUUACAUCACAAAUCGUGUUAUUAAAGAAUUCAAUUCAGUCCUUCCUCUGUUCUCAAACUCACUUUAUUUUUCAGUUGAACAUGAUGAAAGAUAUAUUCGUCAAAAAGAUGCAAUUUUGUUAUCGUUGACAAAAUCAGAAAUAUCUGCGUUCUUGCGUAUUUCAAGCUUUUACACCAACAUAUCUUUACUACAGAUAUAUGAGGGAAAACUUCAUCAUCAUGACGAUAUACUAACCUUGAACUCAGAUACGAUAGGUACUAUUAAUUGUAUUCAACGGAAUUUGAGUUUAUUAAUUGAACCUGAUUCCUCCACGCUAUCUAUGGACUUGGUGCAUGACAUUGCUGCCUCAUACCUUGACAACGUUCUUUGCAUUUCUGCUUUCAAAGCUGAAUUUGGCUCGUUGAUUAACCAAGCUUCAUCUUCAACGGAUGUUGAAGUUAGUGAGAUUCAGUUAUUACGUUCACACAUAGGCAAAUCAAUUCAGCAACAACUAAUGAAAGUGUUUUGUGUUCGUGAGUACCAGUUGGCAGAGUUAUUGGGAACAGAAGCUCAACUUGAAAGAGACGCCGAUGAAGACGUCAACUUCAGCAACUAUAGUGUCAUGAAAUUAGAUAGUGAGGAUUUGGAUGCUGAUGUUGAAGAAGGAGAAGAUGAAGAAGAAACUGGCGAAGAAAGUGAGUAUUCACAACGCUCAAACAAGAAACUAGAGAAAAAGAAUGAAAAGUACCAGCUAUUACUUUGUGAGAUUGCAUCAAAAAUCAUUCUCUGCUGCAACCUAGAACUUGUAGAUGAUACGAAUGACCGCACCAUUAUAAUUGAGCGUGUGAAGAAGAACUCUGAGUUUCUCGGUGAGCUCUUCAAAAAAGUUCUUGCAGGAGUGGGACUAUUGGUCACCUACAAUUCAGAUGUUACUCUUACGGGAAUCAAAUCUAAAACUGGUAAAGGGAGUGCCAAAGCUGUACAACAUCAACUUGUAGGCGAAACAGGGAAGCUGGCAAAGAUAAUCAAGCGUGGCAAAAAGAGACGGUUAAGCGAUGGCAGCAUGUUAAACUUUUCAGGAGUGGAUGAUGAACAGGAACAAGAAGGAGAAGAUGAAGAUGACCCAAUUGAGAACUCGGAUGUUGACGACGACAAUGACCAAGAAGUUGAAAUAGGGGCUGAAAAAGAGGAGCAAGAUGAGACUGAAGUUACCCCACAGGCAGAUGAGGAUAUCGAGUUUAGCGGCAUUGACGAUGAUGAUUCUGUUCUUAACAAUUCUAGGAGCGGAAGAAGGGCUAUUACGACAUCAAGCGAGAUAAGUUCAUUUGCAUCUUCUUUUCCAUUCACCCAGUGAAAAAUCAAUAACCACGAUUGCAACAAUUUGCUAAAUUUUUUGUCUUUGUUAUGUAGACUCAUUUUUUUGUACACUACAAUCUAUUCAGUUGGUAUCUUUCUAAUUACCAAGAGUUUUUAUAACUUUUUUCAUUGCUUUUCUAGAAAAAAUUAUUUAAAAUAAUUACGUGAA